This is a messenger RNA of Cotesia congregata, 687 nucleotides long. The record is from the annotation of a GenBank genome assembly. NCBI's taxonomy places the organism in Eukaryota, Metazoa, Arthropoda, Insecta, Hymenoptera, Braconidae.
AUGCAUAAGCAUUUCACUUUGAAUUUAACUAGCCGACAAAGCACUCUCGAGACUGUCAAUGAAUUAAAUGAUUUGUGGAACAAAAUUGGAAUUCCAACGGCAGCAAGCCGAAAUAGUAUUCGAAAGUUUGAAAAAUUUUAUGAAGAAUAUAAAUUAAUUAAAAAACAAAAAUCCACCAAUAACAAGUCAAUAAAUCAAACACAGAAAGCUAAUGAUUUCAUUAAUCAGUUAAGCAGAAUAUUUGAUAUCGCCAACAACAAUGAAAUUUCGAAUAUUUCUAGCGAUUUGCAAUUAUUUUUAAUGGAAUGUCGUCAAAAUGAUGAUUUGAGUCAAAAACUAUCACAGUUUUCAAUGUCAAAUGCAGGAAGUAGCCAAUCUUCAAACCAUACAGACAAACGAUUCUUAUCAGAUUACGAAGAUGAACUGCCACAAGCUAAAAAAAAACGUAAGGCUGAUAUAAUGACAGAGAUUUUAGUAGCUGCGUUAGAUCGUACGAAAACAAAAAUUGCAAUUUUCUGCCCUCCGGCCGGAAAGUGGCAACUUUCUGGCCGCUGCGCUAAACAAAGUUGCCACAUUCCGGCUACGUCGAGCAGAAAAAUAGUAUACACACCUUGGCCAGUAAAAAGUAAAGCCUCAGAUCACAUGUUUGUCAACCUUGGCUUCGCCUCGGCCAACAAUUACAUGUGA